This is a messenger RNA of Amoebophrya sp. A120, 1923 nucleotides long. Lineage: Eukaryota; Dinophyceae; Syndiniales; Amoebophryaceae. The record is from the annotation of a GenBank genome assembly.
GUUCGUUUACACGCUUCUUACAUCUUUUGAAGAACUUUAACUCCAGUUUGCGUUCGGGAAUACAACCAGGAUGCGGCAGAACUUGUGUUUUGGUGCAGACGACUGUAGCUCCUUGUCGUGCGCCGCUGUGCUGCGGGUGCUCGUGCUGGCCACGCUCUUACCCGCUUCGGUUCUGCUUGCGUCCGGACAGCAGGAGAAUCGUGAUAUUGCGAAGGCGAACCUCACAGCGUGGUAUAGCGCAAAGACCGGCACUAGUAGCGAGCAAAGGGGGAAACGUGAUGAAGUCACCGCAUUCAAUCCACACGGAGAAACGUUUACCGCGGAGUUCUAUCGGCAAUUAGGCGAAUUUGCGCUGGAGAACCGGUUUGCCUCGUACCUCGAGCUCGGCUGUGGCGCGGGAGAAGCUAGUCGUAGAGUGGUUCCGACAGUGCGCACCAAGUCCGUCCUUGUCGACAACCGAAACGUGGACGCUUGCCAAGCGGCCAUCCGAGACCAGCCAAACGCGUUUUUUGUCGACGCUGACCUGUAUUCGAGCAGCUCCUACGGCUGGCCGCUGAUCCGGAAAAACGGGCCGUACGACUUUAUUCUUGUGCAUGCCAGCCACCUUCGAGAUCGGGUUGUUUCAGACGUUCUGAACCUGUUGUUGCUUGAGGUGAGGGAAGAUGAAAACGGGGAAUCAACUGCACGGAGUGCUGUGACGGCAGAGGCUACAGGGGGGGCGAAGAUCGUCGGACCGGGAACACAGAUUCUCUUUCCGGACUAUGGAAAUACGAAAAGCCGUGGCAGUGAGCCCGAGCGCUUCGACCCGGGUGUGCGCGAGGCUGUGGACUUUUUUCUGGAGAAGAAACUCUUAAAGGAUUGCUCUGGCUUCGGGUUUUUCUACGAUGAUGUUGAGAAUUGGAAUGAUGGUCAUCUCGCAGAAAAUGCGAGACAAGCACAGCCGCAACGUGCGGCGGCAGCCGGGGUCCUUCGCAAUUCGCGGUACGCGCUCGAGCUGGAAAAUGGCUACUACAACGGCAUGGAGAAAUGGGUGCAGGGAUGGGAAGCGAUUCUGUGCGCGGUGGAUUUUUCUGAGGUGGAGAAGCAGCAGGCUUCGCUCCUUCAUUACCGGUUUGUAUCAAGUUGAAAAAUGCCCCCACCCCCGAACUUGGGAGCAUUUGUAUUGCAAACCUUUCCAAAUGAAACAUUCGCCCUCGUCUUGCAGCUAUCAGCAUCACAGGUUGCCAAUCGUGAAUAGCAAAAAUUUGUAUUGCAAAAGACCCCAGCAAGAGCGGCGCUUGUCAUGCAAGCGAUGCGAUACACGCCUAGACUCUCCAGCAGAAAGAUUCAUACUUCUUUCAUGCAUGACAAAAAGUUUUCAUUUGGAAACUUCGCAUCACAAUAAAUUUUUGCAAUUUCAAGGGUGGGGGGGACUUUUCACUGUAAUAGUUUGACCAGGUGCUACCUACGCGCCCCGUCACGUUCUUUGUGUAUCGCCAGCUCACAGGGUUUCUGCUCAACUUGGAUUUUAACGGAAUAGCAGCAGAACCGACUGACGUAAGCGGAGUCCUGUCAGUUGCGUCGCACUCGCAGACCGCUGAUUUAAUACCAAUACAAGCAGGCUCGAACCAGAUUUCGGAAACCGGCACGGCUCUUGAUCAAGGAUACUUCUACUUCUCGUUUGACGGACAGCUGGACUCUCAGCGCGCCGCACUGGCACAAGUGGCAGGCUUUGACUAUGUCUUUUCGUACUAUGAUCGGAGCAGUGAUGCCGUUGUCCCCUUAGGCGGGCUAUUCGAUCCACUCGUGCGGAGCGUGAAGCUCUUUGUGCUUGAAACCGGAGAAUAUUUUGGACUCGGCUUGGAUUUUAAAGAACUCAACAGCGUUAUCAAAAAAAAUUUUGGCGUCAUGUGAUUUUCUGCGACUACAAAGUGUCGAGGCAUU